AUGUGUUGAAGGCAGGAAGUAAUAUUCCAACACAUGUUUGAUCAUUUCGUAAAGAAAUUAAAAAUCUUGCGAAUCUUUAAAGUUUUACUGCCUUUUAAUGUGCUGAAAAUUGUUAUUUUAGUGUUGUGUUGGCGAAUGUAUUUGAGCAGGUUGUGAUGUCUGCCAGCGGUGCGUGUGUUCUGCGUGGUGUGUCACUGUGCUCACCAGUGGGUGAACUUGUGCUGAGUGGCUGUGACAGGGGAGUACACAGCAUUGACAUCAAAGUGGGAACAGAAAACAAGGAGAGUGUACUCUCUGAUGGCCAGUCAGAAAUGAGCCCUGAGUUACAGCGGUGUGUUGACUGGAUUCAGUGCUACUUCAUCAACCCUGAGUCUGUUGGCUCUCUCCCUCUACCUGCCUUACACCAUCCACUGCUGCAGAGUGACUCUUUUACUGCACAUGUGCUGUGGACUCUGUUUAAGGAAGUAGGACUUGGUAAAACUGUCUCCUACAAGCAGCUUGCUGAAAUGUCAGGAAAUCCAAAGGCUGUGCGAGCUGUUGGCGGAGCGAUGAGGAGAAACCCAAUUCCUCUGAUAGUGCCGUGUCAUCGGGUGUUGUGUAGCUCAGGGCAAAGUGGACGAUACAUGGGAGGAAAAGGAGAUGAUAUCAAAGUGUGGUUGCUCACUCAUGAGAAAAAAGCUUUGGAGUCAACCUGAUAUACCCCCAAUCACUUCAUUCACUCUGCUUCUGUUUAUUCAAAGAAAGAAAGAAAAAAUGUUUUCUCUUAAGUCUGAUUUUGAGUUUGAGACCAUGACUGUCUAGUGAUUGGAGAACUGAUGCUCCAUUUGAGCAAACAGAUUCUUUGUCAGAGUACAUUGUAUACUGCUAGGAGCAAGAUGUUUAGAAUUUUGUGAAACUGCUGACAGGUAAAGAGUUGUUAUGCUGUUUGUAUGUUGUUCAGGUUAUCAAAGAUAUAUUGAUAUUGUUAAAAUGUUAUUGAUUAAUUAGUUUUGCUGGUGCUUGUGUAUAAUGGAGCUGUUUUUUGUUGUUGUUGUUUUGAGUAAUCUGAAUGAUUAUGCAAAUUGUAUAUUUUGAAUAAAAUGUUUUCUCUAUUUUAAAUGUUAGAUUUUUGUAGCAAGUUAUUUUGCUGCUGCUUCU
Messenger RNA from Xyrauchen texanus (razorback sucker), 1137 nucleotides. It is a transcript of the gene mgmt, whose product is annotated as O-6-methylguanine-DNA methyltransferase. The record is from RefSeq and is a predicted model, not a curated record. NCBI's taxonomy places the organism in Eukaryota, Metazoa, Chordata, Actinopteri, Cypriniformes, Catostomidae. The transcript has 5 exons. Gene Ontology annotation, molecular function: methylated-DNA-[protein]-cysteine S-methyltransferase activity. Gene Ontology annotation, biological process: DNA repair. Gene Ontology annotation, cellular component: nucleus. The coding region runs from base 156 to 695 and encodes 179 amino acids.